UUCUAAUCUGAUACCAAACAUAAAAAAAAGCCUUCCCCACUAUUCUCGCGCCCUCGCACUCUUCUCGUACAAGACAGCGCCGCAUCUCCGAAGACCGCCGCGACCCGCCGCACCGCCGACGAGAGCCGCAGCCCGCUGCCUCCACCGGCCCGACGCAGCCCGGGUGUGUCAUCGUUUUGUCUCGCCGUCGCGCCGUCCUAUGGUUGGACUUACUGCCGUAUCACCCCACUGAAUUACCCGCCCUUCUCGUCGGCCCCACGCAGCCCAGGUGUGCCAACACUGUAAUACGACCCGGCCCUCCAAAUUCGUCGUAGAAGUAGAGGAAAAAAUGGGUCGACCCGAACCUUGUGUGCUAUUCGCUCAGACCUUUGCCCACCCUCAACUUGAUGAAUACGUUGACGAGGUUCUGUCUUGAUAUCUGUUUCACUUAAUUUUUAGUUGAGGUCUUAAUUUUGGGUUGCAUUUUGACCCUGGCUUACUUAAUUAUGUAUGAAUUUCACGUGGUUGCUGUUUUAACGAUAUUUAUAUGUACAUUUGUUUAGUUUGCAAUAGAUAUAUACGAAUUGUACUGUAAUGGUUGCUGCUCAUAAAUUCCAAGAUCCAUUGGGCAUGCUUGUUUUGACAUUAUGUAUGUUUUUGGGAAAUGAUAGGAUUCCAAAUCUUAACAGGUUGUGUAAUUUGAAAAUACUAAAAACCACUAAAUUUAGUCACAAUACCAAUGAGAUCACCUUUACCAUUAAUAAUACUACGUAAAAGGAAUUAUGAGUUAAGAAAUCAAAGCAACACACAAUUGAAGUAUUUUAGUUUCAUAUAAUUUAUCAGGAUUACAUUCAGUAGUCUUUAUUUUAUACUUAGCUAUGUGUAUUUGGUUCAGGUAUUGUUUUCAGAGCCAGUUGUCAUAUCUUCCUGUGAGUUUCUUGAACAGAGUGCUUCAUCUGUGUGUUCAGACGUGCAAAUUGUCGGAGCAACUUUACCUCCUUCAUUUGCCAUGGAGGUUUUUGUUCAAUGUGAAAAGGAGACAAAAUUUAGACGAUUAUGUCAGCCAUUUUUGUAUUCACAUUCUUCCUCAAAUGCUCUUGAAAUUGAGGCUGUAGUCACCAACCAUUUGGUCAUUAGAGGCAGCUAUCGCAGCCUGAGUUUGGUCAUAUAUGGUAAUACUGCAGAAGAUCUUGGCCAAUUCAAUAUAGAAGUUGACCUGGAUAACUCUUUAGCGAAUACUGUUAGUUCUGUGGAAGGAAACCUUGAAGACCUUCCUCCUGCUCUGCCUCCUACUAAUGUGAUUUUUCAGGAAAACUUAUCACCUUUAAAGUCAUUGUCUCUAAGAGCUCCUCAUCUUGAUAUUUCUAUAGAGAUCAAGCAGGUCUUACAACUUACGCUUAAAAUUUUGGGCUUUCAAAAUGCUGGACAUAUAACUAAUAGACUUGUUAGGCCUAUUUUAUCUGUUGCAUCAGUGUACACAACUUCUUGCCUGCAUUCUAUGACUACCAUCCACAAGCAACUUGGACUAGAUACGCUGAUAUGUGAUGACAAGGUUCAUAAUGUCCUUGGUGAAGCCAGAAAGGAACUGCUUGAGAUGUAUAAAGAACUUAAUUAUCAAGAAAUGAAAGAACUAUCUGAAUUUUCAACUGAAAGUGUGUCUACAGCACUAGAAGCAGAUAGUGGUAGUACCAAACAGCUUGUUGAUGCUUUGAUCCAGUACUUCAAAUCUCAUCAUGGCAUUUGCAGUGAGGGAAAUUCUGGGUUUUUAAAGAAGGAGAGUACAAUUAUUCGGCUUGCAGUAGCACUUAUCUUGUGUACGGCUAGAGAGAGCUGCUUUCACUUUGUUUACUAUGGUGGAAUGGAGCAACUUGGAUAUGUUUACGUGCAUAAUUCAACUGCUCUGAAGCUAAUGCUUCUUGGAGUCAUUGAGAGAGCUACUCAGCAUUCAGUUGGUUGUGAAGGUUUCCUCGGCUGGUGGCCCCGUAAAGAUGAGAGUAUCCCUUCUGGUUUCAGUGAUGGAUAUAAUAACAUAUUGAAGUUAUUAAUGAAGUGUCAGCGGCAUGAUGUUGCCUUGCUGUCGACUUAUAUACUUCAUCGUAUGCGCUUCUAUGAAGCAGCUUCCCGAUAUGAGCAUGCAGUUUUAUCUAUACUGGAAGGUCACUAUUCUGUGGAAAGUUCUGCUCAGGGUAACACAGUGUCCAUGCUUGCCAAUGCUAAACUCCAACUAAAAAGGAUCCUGAAAUUAUUAAAUUCCCGUGGCCCCAUUGAAGAUCCUUCUCCCGUUGCUUGUGCAAGUAAAUCUUUGCUUCUUGGUGAUGCUGGACAGUUCUCGUAUGAAUCUACAAGUGGCUUGAUUUCGCUGUCCAAUUGUUGUCACCCUAGCAAGGAUGUUGACAUGCAUCUGCUUUCUCUUUUGAAGGAGAAAGGUUUCCUUCCUUUGUCUGCUGCAUUAUUAUCAUAUUCUGCUCUACGAUGUGUUAAAGGUGGCAUGCUGGAUUAUUAUGUGGAUAUUGUGUCGUAUUUAGAGGCCAUAGUUCUCACACUUCUCUCUUGUCGUUCAGGGCUAGUUUUCCUUUCUUGUAAUCCCGAGCAGUCUACCACAUUUAUUCACGCCUUGAGGGGUACUGAUAAUUGGAAGAAGGAAGAGCCUGUUUCUCUUCGCUAUGCCUCUGCCUUGAUUUCCAAGGGUUUCUUUUUUCACCCACACAAAAUUGCAAUGAUAAUGGAGAUGCACUUGAAGGCGGUUAAUGCUGUUGACCUUUUAGUUACAUCGAAUCUACACUCCGAGGAUUUCUUAUGGAUCCUAUGGAAGCUUUGUGGCCAUUCCCGCUCUGAUGGAGGGAUUGAAGCUUUGCUGACUGUGGUGCAUUUUCCCGAGGCUGUUGCAGCAUUAAUAGCAACAUUGCACUCUGCAAAGGAUUUGGAUCCAAGCUCCUUAAAUGCUGCUGCCUCACCGUUAAAUCAUGCAAUCUUUCACUCUGCUGCUGAAAUUUUCGAAAUUAUUGUUUCUGAUUCAACUCCGUCCUCUCUGUCAUCUUGGAUUGAGCAUGUGAAGGAGCUGCAUAGACUCUUACUUUCUACCUCUGCUGGCUCUAACAAAAAAGAUGCUCCAGCCCGACUGCUGGACUGGAUUGAUGCUGGCGUAGUUUAUCACAGAAGUGGCACUAUUGGUCUUCUACGGUACACUGCUGUGUUGGCUUCUGGAGGAGAUGCUCAUAUGACCUCAACAAGUGUUUUAGCAUCUGAUUUGAUGGACAUUGAUAAUUUCAUUGGUGAUUCUUCUAAUACUUUUGAGAGUAAUGUGAUUGACAGUAUUCUUGGGAAACACAUCACUGAAAAAGAUUUUCCUGGGGUUAUUCUUCGUGACUCUUCCGUUGUUCAGUUGACAACUGCAUUCCGAAUUUUGGCAUUCCUUUCAGAUAAUCCGACUGUUGCUGCUGCACUUUAUGAUGAGGGUGCUGUGAUGGUUAUACAUGCAGUUUUGAUAAACUGUAGACUCUUGCUCGAGAGAUCAUCUAAUGUCUAUGAUUACCUAGUUGAUGAGGGUACAGAAUGCAAUUCGACUUCGGACAUAUUGCUUGAGCGUAAUCGUGAACAGAGCCUAUUAGAUCUUCUCAUUCCUUCUAUGGUGCUGCUGAUCAAUCUUUUACAGAAGUUACAGGAAGCAAAAGAGCAGCACAGAAAUACAAAACUGAUAAGUUCUCUUGUACAGUUGCAUAGAGAAGUAAGUCCAAAGCUAGCUGCAUGCGGAUCAGAUCUAUCUUACUCAUGCCCUAAAAUGGCCCUUAGUCUUGGAACUGUUUGUCAUCUUCUUGUGUCAGCAUUGGCCUGCUGGUCCAUUUAUGGAUGGACUCCUGGGCUUUUUCAUUACCUCCUUGACAAUCUUAAUGCAACUUCAGUUGUAGCACUUGGUCCAAAGGAAACCUGUAGCCUUCUGUUCCUUCUGAAUGAUCUGUUUCCAGAUGAAUGUUCCUGGCUUUGGAAAGAUGGGAUGCCUAUGUUGGCUACUCAUAGAACAGUGGCUGUAAGGACACUGUUAGGGCCUAAGAAGGAAGAGAAAGUUAAUUGGUUUUUACAGCCUGGACACAGUGAGAAACUGCUUGCCCAAUUGACACCACAACUUGGCAAAGUCUCUCAGAUUAUUCUGCAUUGCAGUGUCAGUACAUUGAUCGUAGUUCAAGACUUGUUGCGAGUCUUCAUCACUCGCAUCACAAACUUAAGUGCUGAUUAUGGUGCAGUGCUAGUACGACCUAUAAUAGUGAAGGUUCAUGGUCAUCUUUCUGACAUUUCAUCACUGUCAGAAGUAGAUGCCUACAAGGUGCACCACAUGCUGCUUUUCAUCUCUCUUCUGUUAGAGCAUCCACAUGCUAAGAACAUUAUUUUGAAGGCUGGUGCUGCUGAUAUGCUAAGUAAAGUGCUUCAGAAGUGUUUAGAUGCUGCCAACAUAGACCACCAAGUGUUCCUACAGAACAGAAAUGUUACCGGCAAUUUGGCGUCAAUAUUGAGUUGGUGCACACCAGCUUUUAAGUCAAUCUCACUAAUAUCUGAUCCUGGAAAAAAUAGACACAAAAAUUCACUGCCUGAGAGACACAUCCCUGAAGCUUUCACAGAUGAGGAAUGUACCUUGAUCCUUGCACAACUUUUAACAUUCUUCAAAAUCCUGCCAGUGGAAACAGAAUUACUCACCUGCCUUUCAGCCUUUAAGGAAAUGGGUUGUUCAACGCAGGGAAAAAGUUCUUUGCAUUCUAUUUUUCUGCAUAUUCAGUCCACUGAUGAAGAUUAUGAAACUGAGAGAUGGUCCGAAGAUGUUCAUUACAUCAUGAAGAAAUUUGACUGGAAAGAUUAUCCUCCUUUGGCAUAUUGCUGGCGUUUUUUGUUAAAUUCAAUUGCUUCACAGAAUAUUCCUCUGGUAUAUGCUGUUGAAGCUAUUGGGACGUUAUCUUUGGCUUCUCUGCACUUUUUCAUGGAUGCAGACAGUGCGAUCUUGGAGAGGGGUAUUGCAAUCAGGUAUCUUUUUGGGUUUAAGGAUGAAGACAGUGGCCCACCUGAUGUUUUUGAAGAGAGCAUGAGAUCUUUAGAUAACUUUACAAGUUUAUUCGGAUCAAUCGGCAAUGAUUAUAUGGAAUCGGUGGGUUGGGACAUGGCUUAUCUGGAUCAUGUCAAGGAAUCAGCAAAGUUACUAAUGCUUUUGUUGCACGAGCCUUCUAGCGCAGUUAAGCCAGAUGAAAUUGCCAGCUUCCUCUCCAUUUCCCCAAUUGAACCUCCUACAGUUUCUUCUAAGAUUCAUAGACUAGUAGAUAGAAGAGCUGAAAGGAUUAAGGGUGAUAGCUUCGUGGAUGAGCUUGGAGAAAAUUUCUUGUGGGAGUGUCCUGAAAAUUUACGCGAAAGGUUGACACAAAUUGGUCUUGCGAGUAAAAGAAGAGGCUCUUCAAUGGAGCUGGGAUCAAACAGGCGUGGUAGGGGUGACCCUUCUUUCUCAGUUGCUGAGAUUGCACCACCACUGCCACGGGUGUCCGUACCACCUGCCGUCAUUUCCGGUCCCUCCCGACGUGACACCUUUCGGCAGCGAAAGCCUAACACCAGCAGACCUCCCUCCAUGCACGUUGAUGACUACGUUGCGAGGGAAAGAAAUGCUGAUGGGUCCUCAAAUUCAAAUGUCAUUACGUUACCAAGGACAGGAUCUUCCAGUGGACGACCACCAUCUAUUCACGUAGAUGAAUUCAUUGCCCGUGAAAAGGGACGCCAUAUUAGCAUGAUGGUUCCACCACCUAUCACUGAAGAGAAAGUGAGGCCGGUUCAUAAUAAACCGGAUAUGGAGAAAUCGCCGAUGUCUUGCCAGAUAAAACCUGACCUAGAUGAUGAUCUUCAGGGGAUAGAUAUUGUUUUUGAUGCAGAGGAGUCUCAAGAACCCGAUGAUGACGAUAAGCUGCCCUUUCCUCACCCUGAUGAUCAUCUUCAACAUAAUUCUACUCCUCGCUCAAUUGUUGAAGAGACAACGAGUGAGGAUACUAGACAGUCGUCUCGUGUGGUAUCCAACACAGAGGAAAACACACAGGGCGAGUCCUCUUCACGGAUUUCAGUUUCUCGUCCUGAGAUGGGAUUGACCCGGGAACAGAGUGUUUCUUCAGAGAGGAAGUUUACUGACCAGUCUGAGAAACCUAGGAGUUCCUCAGUUAAGACUUCCAGCAAGGUUUCUGUUGAUUCUCCCUCACCAACCAAAAUAUUUUCGGUAACUGAGCUAAAACAAAAUUCUGCGGCGGUUCCCCAUGAAUCUAAUGGUCAUAAAUCAAUACUGCCUCAGGCAAAUUUACCUUCUAUGCUACCUCUGGCAACUGCCUCACCUAUAACUGUUCAACCAGACUACAAGUCUAUGCGGACUGUUACUUCUGCUUCUCUGACUUCCAAUCUUGUGCCUGAUCCCAAUUAUUCUAGGACAUCACUUUCUUCAUCUACGCGACCAUUCCCACCACUUCCACCUACACCGCCUCCUUUUGCAGUUAAUUCCGCUACCUUUUCAUCGUUAAAACCUUCCACUUCACAAUGUACCAUAUACAAUCAGAAUGUCUUAGGUACAAAUGAGGCUCAGCAGGCUGACCUUUCAACUCCAGGACCCUCACUAACACCAUUCUCACCCCCUCCUUUAGUGUCUCAUUUGAUGUUCAGUAGACCUUAUGGAAGUAAUAACUCGGCCUCUCCACAUCAGCAUGCGGACAACUCUCACUCUAUUAGUCAGUUGCAUCCAUUACAGGUCCCUCAGAUGCCACGUCAUCCUCCAUCGCAGCAUCUCAGACCAUUCGUUCAGAUGCAAAUGCAGCAGCCGUUGCAGAUGAUGUUGCAGCAGCAACCCCAACACUCUCAAGCUCCUCCCCCUCCCCCUCCUAUUUAUUACAAUAAUUAUACUCAACAACAACAGCAGAGUACUUCCCAUUCAUUACCACAACAGCAACAACAGCUUGAUCAUCUCCUGCCACAAGGUUCUCGUCAGCAUGGCAAUGGUGGGUCCCAGCAACAAGAUAAUGAGAUGUCUUUACAAGAUUUCUUUAAAUCUCCAGAAGCUAUUCAGUCUUUAUUAAGUGACCGGGGUAAACUGUGCCAGCUGCUUGUGCAACAUCCAAAAUUGAUGCAGAUGCUUCAGGACAGGUUAGGGCAAUUAUGACGAUAUCAAAUCUGAUUGGUGUUAUAUUUGCUUAUAUUUAAAAAAAUGCUACAGCAGCAGCAGCCUGCAAGUUAGACCAAGGGCAAACAUAAGUUGUGUACCAUGAUUGUUGUAUUAGUAUCAUGUACAUCAACUUAUGUAUCGUACUAUUGUCUGAACUGAUUGUAAAUUUAUAUAUGUAGAACUCAAUGUAAGUUUAUCAUCGUCUCCACAAGCUAAACAUCUCUCCAAGUUUUUUUGC
This is a messenger RNA of Cuscuta epithymum, 7376 nucleotides long. Lineage: Eukaryota; Viridiplantae; Streptophyta; Magnoliopsida; Solanales; Convolvulaceae. The record is from the annotation of a GenBank genome assembly.